Molecule: messenger RNA, 990 nt
Organism: Paramecium tetraurelia
Lineage: Eukaryota; Ciliophora; Oligohymenophorea; Peniculida; Parameciidae
Exons: 1
Source: RefSeq, a predicted model, not a curated record
AUGUCAAAUUUUUUGUUUAAUCAUAAGACGGGUAAGGAAGAAAAAAUCAUUUGCAUAACUAAACCAAUUAGAAAGGAAAAAAGAAGAAACUAAUAUACGAUAGAGUUCAAAUUCGGCAGUGAUAUUGAUGUUUCCAAACUCAAGUAAGUUAUUCAAAUUAACCAAUAAAUCCCUGCUUACAUCCCGUUAAGUUUAACUUUCAGACUUGAAUCUGAUAUUUUCAUUCCAAUUUAAUUUGAUCCCAAUCUCUAAUUGGGAGCCCUAUCUAUAGAUCCAAUUUCAUUUAAUUAUAGAAUUGUAAGGUAUGAUAAACAUCACAAUAACUACAUAUUUCAUUUUGAGCCCAUAGAUAGACCCUUCACUCCUCACUAAGUUGUGAAAACCACUUUAGAAAAAUAUCAUCCGUCUUUGGGAGAGUUAUUUGAGGCUUAUCAUUUCAAUUUAUUAAAAAAAGAAAAAAUCACUGUUUCUACUGAGGAAGAAAUUAAGGAAUAUGAAAACAGUAUUAGACACUCUUUCGCUGUUUAUAUUUAAAAGAAAUAAAAAGGCAUAAUAACCACUCUGAUGAAGUCAAUUAAUACCUAAUACUUGUAAUUAAUGGGAAUCAAUGAUCAAAUAUUUUAGGACUAUAUUAAUUAGACCGGACUUUUACCAUGGUGUUUAUCAACUGAUAAUAACUAAUUCUAAAAUCUAAUCACGGGAAUGUUCCAAGGGGCCCAUCAGCAAAUUAAUUAUACAAUACAAGCAUUAAACUAUAAUGGAUAAUAAUUUGAAGUAAAAAUAACUCCUAAGGUAUUUCACAUAUACAACUAAGAGGACGAUUCAUAUUUAUAAUUUAUGUUCUUUGAAUAAGAGUAUAAUUCCUAAAUUAUGACCUAAAACUAAAUAGAUUAAAAUAUGAUUGAAUAUUUUAAUUAAAGGUCAAAAAUUGUUAAAAUGGAUUUUAUUGAAAAUGAUUAUACUAAAAGAUGCAAAUAUAGAAAACUUUGA